Xyrauchen texanus (razorback sucker) is the source of this 1285-nucleotide messenger RNA. Its product is annotated as GTPase IMAP family member 9-like. Gene Ontology annotation, molecular function: GTP binding. Bases 251 to 1000 code for a protein of 249 amino acids. The transcript has 4 exons. NCBI's taxonomy places the organism in Eukaryota, Metazoa, Chordata, Actinopteri, Cypriniformes, Catostomidae. The record is from RefSeq and is a predicted model, not a curated record.
UGUAUGCACUGUUCAGUCAUAUCUGUAGACUGCCAGAUAAUUAGAUGGCUAAAGAACUAUUUUUUUUUUUAAAGAAAGCAAACGAUACAUAAACACAUUUUGGUGCUGGGCAGCUGAAUGUAUUGUAGUCUUACAAGACCUUAUUUAUAUGAAUUCAAGUGAUUGUAUGAUUCUCUUUUUGAAACAAUCCCUCUGAGCUUCAGAGAAAACUGCAAAACACCAAAAACUCGAGUGACUUCUUCAAGAAAAAAUGACAGAAAUCCAUGCAGAUCUGAGGAUUGCACUGCUGGGUAACAGAGGAACAGGGAAGAGUUCUGCUGCAAACACCAUUCUGGACAGAGAUGCAUUUCGAGUACAAUUCUCUGCACGUGCUGUCACUCAAAGUUGCGAGAGAAGACGACGAGAAGCGGAUGGAAGGACCAUCUCAGUGAUUGACACUCCAGGACUGUUUGAUACAUCAUUGACUAAAGAGCAACUGGAGGCUGAAAUGGAGAACCUCGCUCGCAUGUCUGAUCCUGGUCUUCAUGCGUUCCUGCUGGUCAUCAGACUGGAUGUUGGACUCUCAGAUAAGGAGAAGAACAUGCUGAAAUGGAUUCAGAAGUACUUCGGAAGAGACGCUACACGCUACACCUUCAUUCUGUUCACUCAUGCUGAUCAGCUGAAUGGUGAACCUUUAGAUGAUUUCGUCAUGGAAAGUCUUAGUUUUCGGUCAUUGAUUCGCAGCUGUGGUGGCAGAUAUCACUCAUUCAACAAUGUGGACAGAGAGAAUCGAGAUCAGGUCACAGAGCUGCUGGAGAGGAUUACAGAUAUCAAUAAGGAGUGUCACUUUACUUUAAAGAUGUUUAAAAUGGCCCAGAAUGACAGACAUGCGAAGGAAGUUUCAUUAAUAGUGGCAGCAUUUGGAACAAUAUUAGGACUGGGAGGAUUUCUGGCUUCUGGAGGGUUAAACUGGCUCCUAGUUUUCGUAUGUUCAAAACCAGUUCAACAAGUGGGAGACUGAAAGACCAUGAACGUGAUGAAGGAUUUCAAAGAAUAAUUUCAAGCAAUAAUGGAAUCACAACAUGAAGGUCUAUCUAUCUGUCUAUCGGUCUAUCUGUCAACUAAAAUGCCAACCAAUUUUAACCAGCGUUAUAAACAAAGACAGCACAUUCAUAAGAGAUCUGAGGAUUGCAGUGCUUGGUAAUACUGGAUCGGGAAAGAGUUCAACUGCAAACACCAGUCAAUUUCUCCCCACUUGCCAUCACUCAAACUUGUGAGAGAAAAAAAGGAGAAGUGAAUGGAAAAA